UUUUCUUCUGUCAUUUUUGUUGUGUGGUUUGUUGUGGACGUGCUUACCUUUGCUCUUGUGAAUUUAUUUCUUCAGAGAUAAAUUUCAUCCGCAAUUGUAACAAAUAAACCGUGGAACUAUUUACAGUAUAUAGAUAGAUAUUAUUGACAAAGUUGUUAUCUUUACGGAGAGUCGUUGGACUUUGUUUUGGGAUCGACCGUUCGUUGCGCAUCGCGCGUCGCUUGCUCAUCCAGGCAGGAGGCUGGAGGACGUGUUUUGAAACGAUCGCGCAACCUUUGUGUUUAACAAAAGCUAUGUGUACUCGUUUAUGAGGUAUUGAUUGUCGAUUUGAAUCAAGAUCAUUUUCAAAGUGAAGUGUCCCGUUUAUAAAUUUUCCAAAAUGCCUGCAAGUGCCGUCUAUCAACCAACAACAGUGACAUACGAACAACAGCCCAGUGAUCAGAGAUGGAACUGCCCCAUGAGUUACUUCUCGCGCCGCGUGACAAGUAGCCUCAACCGGGCCACCUGCAUACGAAUUGGUUUAUGUCUGCUGGGGAGCACACUCUUCAUCAUUGGACUCGCGCUGCUGAUAGCAGGGGGAGUGCAGUGUUCCAAUGCUCCACCUCCCGAUACACCUGACACUGCGGAGAGCGGUGUUGGGACACUGAUCGCGGGCGGCGUCAUCCUCUGCAUCGGACUCCUAUUCGCGGGUGUCGGCGGCUGGGCUUGGUCGUCUCGCUGGGGCGGCGGCAAGGAGGCGCAGGCCAGCGGCGCCGCGGCCCUCACAGCGCUGAACCCCUCCACCGACCCGCUGGUCGCGGCGCAGUACGCGCCCGUCAGGGACGCCCCGCCCGCUCCCGACGAUGAGAUGCGCAACCUCAUGGACAAUAAGGAAUGUUUGAGCAGCGCCGAAGAAAGCGACAAGAUGUUGGACGGCCGGCCCUCGGUUGCGUAAGCCGUAUGUUUCUAUGGCGAGCUUGGGACAUUUGCCACCAUUUUGAGACGCGACAGAGCGGUAGUAUUGGUACGUUGACUAUAAUUAGUAGGUGUCUAAUAUAAUGUUACUACUGAAUUUAUUUUUACAAUAUGUCCAAAAGAGUAAGUAAGACAGAUAUAAAUACCUCUGCUACCGUACUUUCGUGUUUGAAACGUGUCUAUCAGGUUUAUGUUGCAUUUGUGGUACAAAUUGUAGACGUUGCAAGGCAGGAUACUUGCACCACUAUAGACGGGUGCAAGACACAUAUUGAUUAUGUUGGUAGCACUCUGCUUUUGUUUUAUUUCACAUUACUUAAUACAUAAUCAAAUUCAUGUCAACCCGACUAUUUUAUUAAAACUCCUAUUUAGCGCAUGGAGGCACAAAUAUCCUCAUUUCUAAUUCAUGUAUCUUUCCCGAUUUUAUUGGUGAUGAUUACAUAAGUAAGAUUAAGUAUAUAAGUGUUCAGAAAUGAUAUCCAUAUUUACUAUUGCAUUAAAAACUUAUAGUACAGUCUUCUAACUUCCGUUGCAUUAUUGUGUUGGCUUUGCUAUUAUACCCUAAUUAUUAUUAAAAAUAAAUUAGUAACGACAAGUUGCCAAAUGAUCGUCCAGAACUAGAAUAGACGUAAAUGUGCAUAUUUUUAUCUACUUAUUGAUAAAUAUGAUGUAAUAAAUCUCAAAUAAAUUUAAAUUUUCAAAUCACGUUACUGCGAUAGUUGUAAAAAAAAUUUUGAUUUUAAUUAAUUUAAGUACUUACCUAAGUAUAAGAAUAUCGUUGUAUCUUAGUAUAGUAAUGGAUAUAUUUUUUAUUAAGUCAUAUACCAACUUGGAUCUUGAUCUGAAAAUGUUAAAGUUGAAUAUCCAUUGUAAAUCAGUACUUCUUGUCUAAAUGAUUGUAUCAAUCGACAUUAUCUUUUAAUCAUAGAAAUAAUAAGUGUGUAUCUACCUAUAAUGCUCUAUUUAUAGAUCUGCAAACACACAAAAAAGUGCACAUUGUGCAAGAUUGUUCCCUUUACUUUUAUAUUCUUUUUGUGAACCGUCCUUUAGAUUUAAGUUCGAAUAUUUAUUAUUGAAUAAGCUUGUUUAAAGUGUGACGAAUGCAUUCCUGGCAGUUUAAUGUUAAUAUUAAGAAAGCAACAUUGCUUUUUAUACUUGUUUUCGAUAAUUUGGGUUGUAUGGCAUUUAAGAUAUUUAAUAUUCAUAACAUGAUUUUAUUGUAACUUUAGCUCUCUCAAAUGUUAUUUGAAUUCUAAAAGAAAUAAUAGAUUUUUGUGUAUAUAAUUUUGACAUUUAUAUAAUAAAAGUUUUUAUUUUAUUUUAUCAAUAUAUCAGAUUUUUUUAUCUUUAUGUACGUUUCUGAAUAUUUGUUCAUAAGAUUUCUGUUUUAUAAAGUUUAUUACCUUGAAGAUGGUGCAUACAUUGGAAAUAUAUUUACGUAAAUUUUAUUUUAAAUCAAUAUUGUGUGUAGUUUUUCUUUUUUCAGUUUUGGCAUGUCGAAAAAUAAAUUGUCAUUCCUGA
Messenger RNA from Plodia interpunctella (Indianmeal moth), 2472 nucleotides. RefSeq lists its product as uncharacterized. The coding region runs from base 380 to 934 and encodes 184 amino acids. The record is from RefSeq and is a predicted model, not a curated record. NCBI's taxonomy places the organism in Eukaryota, Metazoa, Arthropoda, Insecta, Lepidoptera, Pyralidae. The transcript has 4 exons.